Erpetoichthys calabaricus (reedfish) is the source of this 8949-nucleotide messenger RNA. RefSeq names its product zinc finger and BTB domain-containing protein 18. Bases 59 to 1921 code for a protein of 620 amino acids. Gene Ontology annotation, cellular component: nucleus. Lineage: Eukaryota; Metazoa; Chordata; Cladistia; Polypteriformes; Polypteridae. The record is from RefSeq and is a predicted model, not a curated record. The transcript has 2 exons.
UUCCGGAAGUCGGCGAGAAGCGAUAAGGAUUUGAAAGACGAUCAUUACUGCUACCUCCAUGGAUUCCCCAGGCCGGAAUUCCAAUAGCGUUAUUCCAGAGUCUUCUCUUAUGGAUGAUUUUAGCAAGAGAAAGAUUAUGAAACAACGAACAAGGCCCAGUCUGUUGCUGUACAGCCUGGAUCGCACACGGAAACGUGAAACUUCCUUAGCAUUAGGGUGCCAGAGGUCUGAGGAGACCAAUUCUCAAAAUCUAAGCUGGAGGAAUUCACAUUUUCUCUCUGAGCAUUGGAACCCCAAGAAAGACUUGGACACUGAUCUGCUGCAAGAUAUACAUAUUAGUUCGGUGAAAUCCAAGAUGUCUGCUCAUUUCUCAGACAUGCCCGAAGAUUUAGAUUCUCAGCCAAUAGAUCUGUCCAAGAAAAAGCCAGACCCACCAGUACAAACUCAUGAUGUAGAUAGGAAAGAACCACUUUGCUUGAAGGUAACAGGUGAAAAGUCUCCAGAUGAACCAGCAGUGACAGCCCAUGUUAAAGAAGAGCAGGAUACAACUCACCUUGAACAUAAGAACAAAAAGGCUACGGAAGAAGGAGUAGGUCUUCUCGGUGGACGAGAAUGUUUUUCAGACCAAACAGCAGCUGGUGAAAUGGAGAGCAGUCACAAAAAGGAAGGUCUGAGCAUCAUGAAGCUGUACCGAAGUGAGAGAAGUAAUGGGAACAGCUUGGUUAUGGAGGUGGACUUGGUUGGCGAAUCCGAAGUUAAACUAGUUGGUGAGAGCCCACUGAAUGGUCUGGGUGAAUCGUGCUUACAAAGUACAGUAUCAAGCAACACACCAUGUUGCACAUCUGAGAAUUCAAGCAAAGACCGAUCCUGUUACUCAGACUAUUUGUUAUCGUCCAGUGAGGAUAGUGCAGGACCCUGCCAGGACUCCGCUUCCAAAACUGAAGACAAGGAAUCUAAAGGUUAUCUCCUCAUCGAUGAUAAAGGGAUUCCAUAUAUCUUCACAGCCCAAGGAGACCAUGCAUCAUCAGAGUACUUGGGUACCACAGGCACAGCUUCUGUGACUGGAGCCUCUAGAGGAUUUCUGAGUUUACAUGUUCAAGAUGAAGGCUACACUCUGUCUAAACGAAAACGGAGCAUACCUGCCACAGCAAUGAGCGAGAAGACUUUAAAUGCUUUGAAAGCUGGGCAGAGUGGAUCAGUAGCAGUUGUUACGCAUUCUUCCGACCUUCGUGAUGGUGAAGUACUUGGUGCCAUGGCAUCUAAAGAGGACCAGGAUAUUUCCUCAGUUUUAAGCUCAGCCUCCACUUCUACAUAUACCUUAACAUUUCCAUCCUCUGGUGUUGCUUCUCCCGGGAAGGCUGCAGCUUCUAAUAGUGCUCCUAAACGGGUGCUGUACUGCCAGGUCUGCUUCCGCGCCUUUUUCUACCUCUCAGACUUGGAGCGACAUAGCAUCACUCACUCGGAGCACAAGCCUUAUGUAUGUGGUGAGUGUGGAAAACGUUUUAAAAGAUCUAGUCACCUGGAAAGACAUAAACACAUCCACACUGGUCAGCGGAACUAUGCCUGCGCCAUAUGCGGUAAGCGCUUCCGGGAGGCCGGUGAGCUGAUGCGCCACCAGCGAGUGCAUACUGGAGAGAAGCCAUACCAGUGUGAGGACUGUCACAUGCGCUUUGCAGAGAGGAACACAUUGAGGCGGCACAUUAAGCGGAAGCAUGCCAGGGAGGGUCUGUUCUCGGAUGAGCCACAAGGGGAAAUGCUUAUGAGGGCCAGUGACGACCUCUCUGACAGUAAGCUGGGUUGGUACUCUGGCAGCUCUGCUGUUCCUGGGGAGUGCAGUGAGGGGGAAGACAAUGAGGAGAUGGCCAGUGUGAGCAAAGAUGAAGAGACUUUGAAAAAAGAAGAUGAGGAUACUGUCCUCUGAUCAAUAGAACAAAAAAAAAGACUUGACCUGCACUUGAAUCGGUGAACUUGGCUUUUGCUUACUUGGAAAUAGAAAAUGACAGCUGCACCCCAUGAGGUCUAGGAUGCCCAGCCCUCGUAUGAGGCUAAGUUGCCUGGCACUUGGCUGCUGGUGGCCCAAGGUGUUCAGCCCCUGAAGCUGCCUCCUACAGAUCUCUAUAUGCCCCCUGCUGGGCCAAAAUACCAGGCUUCUCCCUUACCUGGUAGGGAAGGGGGUGGGCAAGGUGGGACAUGUUGCCCCCAAAGUUGACACAUUUGAUAUGUGAUCAGUGAAUGGCAGAGUUCUGUUCCAGUUUCAAAACAGAACAUGAAGGAUUCCUUAGAUAAAAGUCCCCCAAAAUAUUCAGCCCCCUCAUGUCAUUAGGUGAGUGGCUGUCAAUUGCUGCCAUAUAUGUUUAAUGGUCUGUAAAUAUGAAAGUGUCCCAUGUGCAAAGUGUCUGAUCAGGGUAGCUCUUUGUUCUCCUCUGCUAAGCAUCUUGAGAAGAAAUAAUCCCCAAAGAGUGUCAAUUUCAAUGAUAUUGCUGCACCUUAGUGAUGCUGUUAGUCCUUUGGUGAGGUACAUUUCUCGGUUACCCUUUUGUUGUAUAUCUUCCUUUUUUCAUUUUUGGCACUUUAUUUAUGCAUACAGGGGCCAUGUAAUUAAGAGCAUUUUUUUUUAAUAUUAGCCAUGUGUUGGAAAAGGAAGGACUGAAGGGUUCUGAAACUCCACCUUGGGACUGAAAUUUUGUUCUCAAUUUAUUGCAGUUAAUAUAAAGAAUGGCUUUCUGAAUGAUUUCAAGAACAUACAUGGAGAGUGGUGUUAUGUUGCAUUUUUAUUUGCACAAUGCUAGUAAGGAUGUCACUGUACUAUCUACACGUGACAGUAUACAUCCUAUAAAUGGAAUUCCCCUAUGAUCAGUCAAAUUAAUAGUCAGCCAGGCAGUGUGGUCAGCUAGUGGCUGAGGCAUUUGAUUGUAAACAUCAAUGGUGUUGGUGUUUGACCCAUGAAAAAGUGACAUAAUUUGCCUUUGCUAUGCUUGCACAAAUAUUGAAAACACUGUACUUGUAAGGACCCUUGAGGUGGUCUUUACUAUGAAAAGGCAUUAUUUAAAAUAGCCAUUGCUUUCUAAAAUAUAGUGACGGUGCUAACUCAAUAAACACUUAAAACAGUGAGUUCUCCAACCCUGUUAGACUGUAAAUCACAAAGUUCCUGAUUCAGACCCCACUACUCACUCGCUGUGGGAUUUUUUGAGUGACUUCACCUAGCAGUACUUACCUUGUAUAAAAAUGCACAUGUAACACAGCUUGGGACUAUAGGAGCAUAUGAUAUAAAAUUCUUUAAUUUCAUCAAUAGUCAUUUUUUUUCUAGCAUACAACCUCUCACUCAUACAGAUGUAUAAUUUUUAUAUUUGGAGUGAUACCAUAAAGUGGGCGAAAGGUGUGCUGUAAUUGUGACAUCUUAUGGCUUCCAGUCUAGCUCCUUAUCCAUUUUGUACGAAAUAAACAUACAGGGUGUCCAUAAAGUCCGUAUGCAAUUUAAAAUAGUUGUAACUUUGUAAGUAUAUGUGAUAGAACGAAUCUGUAAAAAGGAUCAGAAAGAAGAAACACAUUUUUUUUUAUUGUUCUUGUUAAUUUUCAACAUGUCCACCAUCAUUACUAAUACAAAGAGUAAUACGAUUCUGUAGUUCUCAGAAAACAUUUUCAAGCUCAUUUUCAGUAAUACCAGUAAUCACAUCAGUUAUCCUAGCUUGCAAGUCUUCUAAAGAUCGAGGUUUGGUUGAAUAAACAUUAGUUUUCACAUGUCCCCAUAAAAAGAAAUCCAAUGGAGGCCAAGAAAAUGGGCCACCUCUUCCAGUCCAUCUGUUAGGGAAUUCAUCAUGUAGAAACUGUCUAACAUGCAAAUGAAAGUGACAAGGAGCACCAUCUUGUUGAAACACUGGAUUCUCUAUCAGUCCUAAUUGUUCAAGUUGAGGAAUAAAGUAAUUUUGCAGCCUUUCUAAAUAGCUAUCACCAUUAACAACGUGCCCUUCAAAAAAGAAUGGCCCUAUGACUCGAUUUUUUCCCCAAAGCACACCACACAUUAACUUUGGGAGAAUCUCUUUCAUGUUCAACAGACUCGUGGAUUUUCAGUUCCCCAAAUACAGCAAAAAUAAAACUUCUAAAGACAAAAAAAAAAAAAACUAGAUACAUCAAACUUUCUAAACCUUUUUACAAAUUCUUUCUAUCACAUAUAUUUACAAAGUUACAACUAUUUUAAACUGCACACAGACUUUAUGGACACCCUGUACUUACAAAAUCAGAUCUGGAUCACGUGUUUCUAGUUGAUCUGGAUACAAUUACAGCACCUUUGAUCCAAACUGCAAAAAUACUGUAGAUUGAUAGAUGGCACUUUAUUUGUCCCCUUGGAGAAAUUUAACUUUUUACAGAAGCUCACUUAAUAAAUAAGUAGUAAUAAUAUUAUUAUUAUAACUGACAAAUACCCACCAGAAUAACUAAAAAGAAAGAAAAACAUUUGACUUGGCUAAAGAUAAAACGAGAAGUCACAGUCACAGUGAGGCUUAUUAAUGUGAAUUGCCGUAGGUAUAAAAGAGCCCCAGUAGCAUUUCUUCUCACACUUCUGCUGAAUAAUUCAUUCCUGAAAGUACUCCAGUCUGUAGUGGCAACAUUUUAUAUGUUUCAGAUGAGUAUGUACAAGCUGUGUCAAAUAUAACAUAUACGCAGAUUUAUAUAACAUCCAUCCAUUUUCUAAACCCGCUUUUCCCUGAGCAGGGGUAGCUGGAACCUAUCCCAGCAAGCACAGGGCCCAAGGCAGGAACAAUCCCUGCUGUUCUUUUGCAGACUCCUUCGCCUGUGUUAGUGCAGUGAAUGAUGAGAAAAGUCUUGUCUGUGUGUGUGAGGUAUACAUACAGACUCUGAUUAUGUCAUUUAUAUAAGUGGGAACAAUCAGUGGACACAUACACACAAAUACAGUAAGGCCAAUUUAGCACUGCCAAUCUACCAAACCUGAUUGUCUUUGCUCUGUGGGAGGAAACACACACGAACAUGGGGUCUCAAAGCCAGUUAAUUAACACAGGCUAAAGAGUUUGUAAAAUAACAUUUAUUAAGAGUUGACUGAUUCAACCUUUUAAAUUAUGUUUUACAUAUUCUUAAUAGUUUGGUCCAUGCAAUAUUUCUUCAAACAGAUUAUUUCCAUAUCAUUCAGUCGAUUUGUGUCUUCCUGUGAGCCUGUAACAAAUAAUCAUGUGGAGUAAAAUAUCUGAUAAAACUACAGUUUAAAAACAACAAUAUUCUUUUAGCAUGAGUGGAAUAAGGUAUUAUUGUGCCCUGUUCGGAGUGUAAGCUGUGUAUUCAGUCACUGAUGUGAGGCUUCGUGAAGUGACAUUACACACUCUAAUCUGGUGCUUUUUAUAUAAAAAUUAUUUAGUGUUGUUUUUGCAGCUCUGAACAGUGAAGCAUUGCAGUAAAUGUGCAGCACUAGCCAUGUAAAGUUGUCUGGCUCACUUGCUGAGGAUGCAAUGAGGUUAUGGUAUAAAGUCAAAUUUUCCAGUUUGGUAGCAUUUAUAUUUGCUUCAGUAUAAAUGUAUCAAUUUUUGAACACUAAGAAGCCAGCAAGUGCCCAAGUGGCAAAGGAGCUGGGCUGAAGACCACAAGGGUUUUAUUGCCCAGUAGUGUCUCAGUCUGACCUACCAAUGUUCACAUAAUUCACAGACAAAUCUUUGAAAUGCUUUCAGAUGUGUUUUUAUAUUUGCACUAUACAAAAAGGCUUGUUUUUACAUUACUAAAGGACAUAUUCACUAUGAAGGGAUUUUUAUCAGUAAAUUUUGUUUAUCAACUGUCGGUCCUUUAACUUACUAAACUGUGUGAACACCAGGGGUCGCUGUUGCCUCGUUAGACUCAACAGACAGGCGCUGACACAGGGUAAAAGCACCAAGAAGUAUUCUUUUUCUUCUUGAAAUAGUGCCCUGAAGCACCUCCACCACCAUAAACAGGCAAACACCAAUAAUCGGCACAAAUCUCUCCUCCACUCCACCCAGCAAGCUCUGUCCCACUCCCUCCCAAGUCUGGCUCACCUGCUGGGUCUCCACCAUCCUUUAAAUAUCCUGACCUGGAAGUGCUUCUGUCCUUCUGACCACGUGACUCGUCUGCACUUCCGGGUCAAACGGAGAAUUGUGUUUUUCUUCAGGCCAGAAGUACUUCUGUGUUUCCGUCCCCGUGACUUGGGAGUACUUCCGGGCUAUACAGAAAAUAAAGGUUGUCGAGUCACCCUGCGGCAUCUCCUGGCUGCACCCAUGGUACCCAGCAGGGCUGUGAAGCCGAACUCCAAAUUCCAUGGUGCCCUGCGGGAAUUCGGGGUACCGCUGUGCUGCACGGACAUCUCCAUCUGUUGUCCGGGGUUGGGAGUAGUGUCGCUCAGAAGCUGCUUUCCCCCCAUCUUUCUUCUCUAUGGGCAUCCCGGCCGGGUUGAGCAGUCGGCCUUCCACCACAACUGGUGUAGGAGAAUGCUGCCACUUCAGACUCCACAACCUAUGUAUGGAGUGACCUUUCACAUUAUGGGGAAAAAAACACUCAAUUGUACUGUACCUGUAAAGCCUCUUGGGAUGGUGUUACUGUUACCACCGAGGCCAGAGCUGAGUUGUAAUAUUAGUGGGAAUGUCUCAUACACAGAGUGCUUAUUUUCCCCAAGAGACGUUCAAGAUCAGCAUACAGUUUGGUGGUUUACAUGUUUCUUUAGAGGUGGCUCACAGACCGGUAAAGUGACUUUAUUAGAGUCGCACCAUAUGACACGAGUGAGAGAAAAACUUGUGUUUUAGGUCCAGUGCUUUAGCCACUAUACCACAUGGCUUGCUGGCAGCAUGUCCAUGCCAUUGAAAGAUUUCAGUUGUAUUAAAGAUAUUUUAAUUCAAAUGUAUAUUAUGUUUCAAGCAGAAUAAAAGUAUUACUUGCUUCUCUUACUAAUGCAGAAACAUCAAAAAUGAAGCGACAAAAUAUUACACAAAUGCAAUAACAUACUAUAGCAGAAACAGAUCACUAAACGACCCUACAAAACCUGUGUGCAGCCUCGGUCUUGGGGUUCACAGCAGCUUCCACUUGUCAUUUAACAUACAUCUGUAGCAAUUUGCAGUCACCUUGUGUUACAUCACAGGCCAGUUUUACCUGAAUGAACAGCUACUGUAAUUAAAUCAAAAUGAGCAGUGUUGUUGUGUUUAACUUUGAAAUGGACCCGACAGGAUUUGUUUUGCUCAUUGUUCCUUCAGUAGAAUACAAAUGCAUAUUUAGAUGUACUGUAUUGAGUAUUUUUUCAAACCAUAAAAUGUCUACAAAGUUUUCAGGCUACCUGUGGAUAGCAGUAUUAGCACCGGCAGUCCACUCUGAAACACUUUGGUGUUCUUAGGUAAGAUUUUGACUGCGCUUCCUUUUCUAUAAGAACCCUGAGUGUUGAUGGAUACAAACGCUUGUAAAACUUUCAAGUUAUUUCAUUGCACUCUUGUGAUGUUUCAUGGGGAUUCUGAAUACUUGAGACGUUUUUAAAAUGUACUUAAUUAGCUACUCAUCCAUAAAAUAAUAAUUAGUACACUCUGUCUUCAUUUAUGAACAGUGCAAUUUAACUGCUUCAUGUUUUCAGGAAUACUUUAUGUCAAAAACAGAAGAAAAUUUUUUAACUGUAUGUCUCCUUUUUUUUUUUUUUUGUUUGAACUCACCUCACUAUGCUGUCUCCCUAUUUGAUUCAUCUACUGUUUAAGGGGUACAUAUCUUCUGAAAAUGCUAAGCUAAGCAGUUUAUGCUCUUGAUAUUUUUAAAUAUGGAAUUUACAAGCAUUGCUAGAAAACUGAAAAUUAGAAAGAAGUAAAUUGUAAGGUUUUUUAAUUUAAGAAGCAAAUUUAUGAACUAAAAUGUUUUGUUAGCCUUGUUCCUCAGGGGGCCACUGUCAGCCACUAUUAGAUAUGAUAUUUUGUGGUGUAUUUAAAUUCCAUCCAUCCAUCCAUCCUCUUAAUCUGAUUCUGAGUUGCAUCAAGCCUCAGGGGCAAGGCAGGAACCAGUUUGUGGACAGAGUGCCAGUCCAUAGCAGUGUACAUCAGUUCACACCCAAAAGUGUGGUGCUGUCACAUUUAAAACUUCAAAUCCUGGGACUGUGCUCCUUCUCUGCACUAGCACCUCUUACGAAUCUUUAGGAGAUGACUUCCCAAGAUUACAGCUCACUGUGGUUUCAACUUUAAACUCUAUUCUUUUUGAUACUUAUUUUUUAUGUUGAAAUUUUGAUUUCACAUUUAUGUUCAUAUUGCUUACAGUUGAUUUUUCUUCAAAGCUUUCACAGUUUUUCUUAAUCUGUAAUCCAAUUCUGUUUUUUUUUUUUUUCAUUAAAAAUUGUGCUUUUAUGCUGUCUUCCAAAUGGUGGCACUGUAUAACAUGUAAAAGAUGAGUAGUGUGGUGUGAAAGCUGCCCUCAGUAAAUUACCUUGCAUUCUGGAAAAUGCCUGUUUUGCUGAAAACAUUGGUGGAAAUGGAAAUUGUGUACAUUGCUAGCUGUUAUAGCUGACGCCAGAGCGUUUCAGUUUAGAUUUGGGAUUUAAUCUUUGAACUUUUCUUGAGUUGUCCAUAGUCACCUGUCGGUGUUGAGAAAUGUGAACAGUCAUUUAUUUAUUUAUUGAAGUCACAUUCUUCUCAUUGCAUUUCAGCAUUAGUGUUUAUAGUCUUCUUUGUGGACCAAGGAAGAGUUCUCAGCCACCGGUGUCUUCUGGUUUUUGUUAAAACUGAAGCUGUUACUUUAAUUAAUCAUUCUUUUGAACACUUUUUUUUUUCUUUCUUCAAAUGAUGGUUUAUUAGAUGCCUUUGAUAAGAUGCUUUGCCUGUAAGAUACUAUGGGGAGACCUUUAAUUGUCUUAUGUUUGUCUGGUUUCUCGAGCAGUAAUACGGAAUAACCCCUUCCCUAACAAUUUUUGAAUCAAUAUUAUGUCUAAAAAUCAUUUUUGAUUUUAUUUUUGAAUUUAUUGGUUAAAUAAAGAUAGAAAUGUAA